Daphnia carinata is the source of this 1890-nucleotide messenger RNA. It is a transcript of the gene Arfip, whose product is annotated as arfaptin-2-like. Gene Ontology annotation, cellular component: trans-Golgi network membrane. Bases 120 to 1220 code for a protein of 366 amino acids. The record is from RefSeq and is a predicted model, not a curated record. Gene Ontology annotation, biological process: regulation of Arp2/3 complex-mediated actin nucleation; intracellular protein transport. NCBI's taxonomy places the organism in Eukaryota, Metazoa, Arthropoda, Branchiopoda, Diplostraca, Daphniidae. Gene Ontology annotation, molecular function: phospholipid binding; protein domain specific binding. The transcript is spliced from 4 exons.
UCUGUCACGAAGUGCCAACCUUUAGUUGUGCUGAAUGUCCGCUGAGUUGUUACAUCUGAUAGUUAAACAGCCAUUCUCUUACUGGGUUUCAUAGAAUUUCUCGUCGAAUCUUUUGUUUUAUGUAUAAUCUUGCGAUGUCUCAUGAAGUCGCAUAUCCACUGCCGCAGCAGACAACAGUCUUCAACGGAGAAUCGUCUCAGUCGCCGGAAAGCCAAUUACAAAAGCCGGAUUGUCACACUUCUUUACUGGAAAACCAAGAGUCGUACACUGGUGUGGCACAGCUACCUGUGAUGGUAGCAGAAACUCAUCAUGCUCCAAGCAUAUUUUCCAGAAGUAUCAGCAUGCCCUUGCCACAGAAUAAUAAUGUGGGAACCAAUCAGAAUUCCCCAGAUUCUUUGUUAGCUAGGGGUGAACAAUCCCUUCCUGGUUUGAAUAUAAACAACAGUAGUGAAGUCAGAUCGGCCACAGUAGCAAAAAUUGAACACCUGAAAAAUUGGAGCAUUUCAACUUACAAGUGCACGAAACAAAUGAUAUCAGAAAAGCUUGGAAAAUCUUCAAGAACUGUUGACACAGAACUUGAAUCUCAAAUUGAUCUUCUUCGUGAUGUCCAAAGAAAAUAUCUUAAUAUUCUGAGAUUGUCCAGAGCAUUAUCUUCACAUUUUCAACAUGUAGUCAGCACACAGCAAGGAUUGGGAGAAGCCUUUGCUGAUUUGGCCCAAAAGUCUCCUGAAUUGCAGUCAGAAUUUCUUUGCAAUGCAGAAACUCAGCGAAGUUUGAGCCGCCAUGGUGAAAUUCUCAUGGCAGCUCUAGAUUUUUUUGUAUCAUCAGUCAAUACUCUGGUUAACAAAACCAUGGAAGAUACGCUGCUCACAGUUAAGCGAUAUGAGGCUGCCAGAAUUGAAUACGAUGCAUAUCGCUCUGAUUUGGAGAUCCUUUUGCAGUCGACAUCAUCAGGUCAAUCGAAUGCGUUAGCUGAGGCACAACGCGCUCACGACGAACACAAGAUCGAAUUUGAAAAAUUACGUGCUGACGUAUCAGUGAAACUCCGAUUCCUAAAUGAGAAUCGAGUUAAAGUGAUGCAUAAACAGUUGCUACUAUUCCAUAACGCUGUUUCUGCAUAUUUUUCGGGAAAUCAAACAGCGUUAGAAGCAACUCUAAAACAAUUCAAUAUUAAAAUGAAAACUGGUAACAUCGCUCCAUCUUCUUGGUUGGAACAAUGAGAGACACGGAAUUGGAAAAAAACGUCUUCUAUUUGGUUACGUUAAUGCGUAAUUUUUCCUGUUGAGUUCUGAUAUUUUGCAUUUUCGAAAUCUCGUGGUUUUACGUUUUGUCUUGUUUAACAUUAUUAUUAUAUUUUCCUCUUGCGAUUUGAAAAAUCUACCAUUUAUUUUCUGAGCCACGGAUGGAGUCAAUAAUAUUCCACUGGCGUUACUGCCAUCUGAAGCCCUUGGGAAAAAAUGGCCCUUGAUUAUCAAUUUAACCACAACUGCGUAAGAAAUAUGCAAUCAGCAUUCCCUAGUCAUAAUUUCGAAGACAGCAGGAAUAUUUCCCACCAAGUUUUUUUCUAGUUACAAUCUGAUGGCUCUCACUAUUUCUAAUCCCACUUUUAUUCAAUGUUAUGUUAUAUUUUGUUUUUCUUGUCUCGUGUGGAUGUAUCCUACCAUCGAGUUCAUGCUAUACGUCUUUUGCUAACUUCAACACUAAAAUGAUUGUCCGUAUUUCAAUCGUGCUUUCAAUUGAUUCAAUGGUCACCACGUUUUGAUUACUGAUUCGUGUAGCACAUUUGGAGCAAAGACAUAAUGAAAGUGUCAAGAUAUCUUCGAGAUGUUCUCUUAACCAUUGCGUCAGUUUACCUGCUAUAUUACAAUAAACGGUUUUGGAAUGUUUGAA